AAAAAGAAAAGGUUCCAUCGCCUGCGGCUCUCACUCUAUCACUUCGCUGUUCCUCAAAGAAACCCUAAACCUCAACUCUAACCUCCACACUUCUCCACUUUCACUACCUUACCGCCCACAAGCUUCAUUUCAGUUUUCGUCCCCAUUUUAUUUCUGUUGCAGAGGUUCUCGAUUAACUAUGUCGGACGACGAAAGGGAGGAGCGAGAGCUGGAUCUCACCAGUCCUGAGGUCGUCACAAAAUACAAAAGCGCCGCCGAAAUUGUUAACAAGGCAUUGCAGUUGGUAUUGUCUGAAUGCAAGCCAGCAACAAAGAUUGUUGAUUUAUGUGAAAAAGGGGAUGCAUUCAUCAAAGAGCAAACCGGGAAUAUGUAUAAGAAUGUAAAGAAGAAGAUUGAACGAGGUGUUGCCUUUCCAACUUGCAUUUCAGUGAACAAUACUGUUUGUCAUGUUUCCCCACUGGCUAGCGAUGAGGCCGUUUUGCAACAAGGUGACAUAGUUAAGAUUGAUAUGGGGUGUCACAUUGAUGGUUUUAUUGCUGUAGUGGCCCAUACUCAUGUACUUCAGGAUGGGCCCGUUACUGGUAGAGCAGCUGAUGUUAUUGCGGCAGCAAAUACAGCUGCUGAAGUGGCAUUAAGGCUUGUUCGGCCAGGGAAGAAGAAUCAAGAAGUAGCAGAAGCAAUUCAAAAGGUUGCUGCAGCUUACGACUGCAGGAUUGUUGAGGGUGUACUGAGUCACCAAAUGAAGCAGUUUGUUAUUGAUGGUAAUAAAGUUGUGCUGAAUGUGUCCAGCCCUGACAUGAGAGUAGAUGAUGCAGAGUUUGAGGAGAAUGAGGUUUAUGCAAUUGAUAUAGUUACUAGCACUGGUGAUGGCAAACCAAAGCUGUUGGAUGAGAAGCAAACAACUAUCUAUAAGAGAGCUGUGGACAAGAACUAUAAUUUGAAGAUGAAAGCAUCAAGAUUUAUUUUCAGUGAAAUAAGUCAGAAAUUCCCUAUCAUGCCAUUCACUGCAAGAGACUUGGAAGAGAAGAGGGCUAGGUUAGGGCUGGUUGAAUGUGUCAACCAUGAUCUUCUGCAACCAUAUCCUGUUUUGCACGAGAAACCUGGUGACUUGGUUGCUCAUAUUAAGUUCACAGUUCUGCUCAUGCCAAAUGGAUCAGAUAGGAUCACAUCUCAUUCUCUACAGGAGCUGAAGCCCACAAAGACGGUAGACAGUGAUCCUGAAAUUAAGGCCUGGUUAUCCCUUCCAAUUAAGACAAAGAAGAAAGGUGGUGGGAAGAAAAAGAAAGGUAAGAAAGGAGACAAAGCAGAAGACUCAAUGCAGACUGAACCAGUUGAUGAAGAGGCAAAUGGCGCAUCUCAAUAAUGAGCUCCUGAGCUGCUGGUCUAUUAACCAACCACCUGUUUCAAGUUUGAAGUUAUUAAGCUGUUUCUGGGAUUGAGCAAAUCAGCUAGUCGUUUUUCCCCUUUACUUGGGUGAUGUAAUACAAAAUCAUAGAUAAAAGAUAUUUGUUAUCCUUUCAUUUUGACGCUUCACCAUGGUCUCUGGUUUAAAUUGAGCAGUUGGUUGUCGAGGAACGUAGCAGAGUUUUGCAUCAGUUCAAACAUAGGGCACUUUUAUAA
Messenger RNA from Coffea eugenioides, 1620 nucleotides. Its product is annotated as ERBB-3 BINDING PROTEIN 1. The record is from RefSeq and is a predicted model, not a curated record. NCBI's taxonomy places the organism in Eukaryota, Viridiplantae, Streptophyta, Magnoliopsida, Gentianales, Rubiaceae. The transcript is spliced from 10 exons. Bases 179 to 1363 code for a protein of 394 amino acids.